Monoraphidium neglectum is the source of this 2280-nucleotide messenger RNA. RefSeq lists its product as hypothetical. The record is from RefSeq and is a predicted model, not a curated record. Bases 1 to 2280 code for a protein of 759 amino acids. NCBI's taxonomy places the organism in Eukaryota, Viridiplantae, Chlorophyta, Chlorophyceae, Sphaeropleales, Selenastraceae. The transcript is spliced from 11 exons. Gene Ontology annotation, biological process: protein phosphorylation. Gene Ontology annotation, molecular function: protein binding; protein kinase activity; ATP binding.
AUGGUGGCGAGCGCUGUCCGCGACGCGCUGCACGGGGCGCGUGCGGGCGUCGCGCAGCUGCGGGAUGUCGCGGCGGCGGCGGCCCAGGAUGCGGCUCUCAAGGAAGACGUGGCGGCGCUGGAGCAGCAGGCAGCGGCGCUGUUGCACGACCUUGAGCAGAAGGCCGCAGAGGGCCCGUCCACGUGGCAGGCAGUUGCAGAGGCGGGGUUUGAGAUGCGCAAUGCGCUCGAGAUGGCUGCGGCCCAGGUCACAAAGCAGCUGCGCGGCGGCAGCGGCGGAGGUGGUGGCGGCGGGGGCCUGCUAGGGCGCUUCCUGCCUGGCAAGAAAGAGAAUAAGAGCAAGGGCAAGGUCAAGCUUGAGGAGGCGGCGGUGCGCCUGAAGGCCGCCUCCGAGCGCCUGCACCGCCAGGCCGCGCCGGCCGCGCCGCCCGGGACGCCGCGUGCCCCCAUAGCGUCGCAGCAAUCCGACACGCCGCUGGCGUCGACGUCGUCGGGGCCCAAAAGCGGCACGCCCGUCGAGAGGGAGGGGGGCCUGGCGCUAACAGUCCCAGGCAAGAUUGAAUUCUUCAAGUUUGUCCCCAGCAUGGGCGGCAGCACCGGCGGCGGCACCGGCGGCAGCACCGGCGGCGGCGCCGGCGGCGCGUUGGGCGGGGCCGGCGCAAAGGAGGGCACGCUGUGGGUAUGUGCGGGCACGAAGGUGCUCUUCUUCAGCCCGGGCGCGACCAAGGCAAAAGUGGAGCUUGGGCUGCCCCCAAAGAGCACCGCCACCGCCGUCGCGGUCGGCUCGGGGGCAACCAUCUGGACCGGGCACCUGGAUGGCUCCGUCCGCGCGCAUCAUCGCGGCGCAUGGGACAGCGCGCGUGCCGCGGCCUGCCGCGCGCCGAUCCGGGCGAUCGCAGUUGACCAGAAGGGGCAGGCCUGGGUCGGUGACGAGACCGGCCAGAUCAAGGCGUUGAGGUUUGACCCCAGGGGCAUGUCGGUCAACAUCAUCUGGCAGGCGCUCCCCGACGGCCCGCCCGUGCCCGGCGCGAGCCCGUGCACGGCGCUGCUCAGCCGCGGCGCUGUCAUGGUGUCCGCCGGCGGGCGCUCCCCAAGCGCCGUCACGCUAUGGGACACGCUGCGGUUCGCGUCGGUCGUGGGCAGCGACGCGGCGGCCUACGGGGCGCUGACGGGCACCCUGGAGUCCAUACCCUGGCCCGAGGUGGACGCGCCGGCUGGCGGGGGCGGCGACUGGCGGCUGCUGAGCGGCCACGCGGGCGGGCAGGUCUGCUUGUGGGAGGUGGAGCCGCACAGGCUGCGCCUCGUCAGCGCGCUGGGGGCGCCCACGAACAGCGCCGUCAAGGGCAUCGCGCUGUUCCAGGAUCUGGGCAUCAUGGUGACGUCACACGCAGACGGGAUCCUGCAGGUGUUUCCGUUCCCCGCGCCCCACAACGGCGCCGGCGGCGACAGCACCGCGCCCGCCGUCGACGCGUCCUGCCCGCUGCCUGGCGGCGACGUGCACAAGUGGCGGCCGCACACAGCGAAAGUGCGGGCGCACAAGGGCGGCAUAAUAUGCUCCGCAUACCUGGGCAUCCACCUCGUCACCGCCAGCCCGGCCGGCGCCAAGACCUGGUCUGCCCACAGCCUGCGCCUCGAGGCCGUCGCAGAGGGCGUGCCCCUCCACAUGCCGUCCCUCGCCGCCACCCGCUCCCUCGCGGCCGCGACGGCGCUCGCAACCUUGGACGGCGAGAACCUUCCGCCGACGCUUGAUGACUCAGGGAUGGACCUAGACGAGCCCAGCUCCUCUGCCGGCGGCGGCGGCCUGGGGCACGACGGCUGCGGCGGCGGCGGCUCCCGGGUGGACGGGUGGCUGGCCGACGCGCAAAACUCUUACGGUUCCGCCUCUGGGGCGCUCGGCAACAUGAUGCCGGUCAUCCCCGCAGAGGAGCUCACCCUCAUCCAGCCCAUCGGGCAGGGCGCCGAGGGUCGCGUGUUCCUGGGGCGCUGGAACCACAUCGAGGUGGCGGCCAAGGAGUUUUUCACGGGCAAGGAGAGCCGCCACAGCAUGGUGGACAACGAGGAGGGGGAGAUGCGCGCCCACGAGUCCCUGCUGCGGGAGGUCAAGACACUCACCACCCUCACCAUGCACCCCAACGUGGUCCGAUUCUGCGGCGUGUGCCUGCGGCCGCCCCUGGUGGUCACGGAGUACUACAGCAACGGGUCCCUCUACAUGCUGCUGCAGAAGGCCCGAAAGCAGCUGGAAUCGAAGAACUCCAACCAGAAGGGGGGGUGGUGGGCUUGA